Messenger RNA from Dryobates pubescens (Downy woodpecker), 1514 nucleotides. RefSeq names its product NIPA like domain containing 1 (gene NIPAL1). The record is from RefSeq and is a predicted model, not a curated record. Gene Ontology annotation, molecular function: magnesium ion transmembrane transporter activity. Gene Ontology annotation, biological process: magnesium ion transport. Gene Ontology annotation, cellular component: membrane. NCBI's taxonomy places the organism in Eukaryota, Metazoa, Chordata, Aves, Piciformes, Picidae.
AUGCCGCCACCACCUCCGCGGAGCAGGUGAGCAGGGCGCGCCCGGCUUCGCCUGGCGGUGCCCGGGCGGGCGGAGCCGCCGCGGACAAGCCCCGCCACCGUGGGGCACAGAGAAGCGCUGUCCGACCGCCAGCCCUGCCGCACGGGUGCUGAGGAGCUGCCUUUGGCUUGCCAUGACUCCUGCCAAGCAUUGUGCCAGAUCAUCAGCGUGUCUGAAUUGCACUCUCCUCUCCUUGCCUCCAUGGACAGGACGCUCAAUGAAACGAGCCAGGGCAUUGCCACACUUGCUGGGAGCAAGUAUCACCUCUAUGUUGGGUUGGCUUUGGCAAUAGGUUCCAGUAUCUUUAUUGGUUCUAGUUUCAUACUGAAGAAGAAAGGACUUUUGAAGCUGGCAGACAAAGGAGUACCCCGAGCUGGACAGGGUGGACAUUCUUACCUGAAGGAAUGGCUUUGGUGGGCUGGAUUGCUUUCAAUGGGAUUAGGAGAAGCUGUGAACUUUGCUGCCUAUGCCUUUGCACCUGCAACCUUAGUUACCCCUUUGGGGGCACUCAGCGUUCUCAUAAGUGCUAUAUUGUCAUCCUAUUUUUUAAAUGAGAAGCUGAAUAUUCAUGGCAAGCUGGGCUGCAUGCUGAGCCUUUUGGGGUCAACAGUCAUGGUCAUUCAUGCCCCUGAGGAGGAGGAGGUCACCUCACUAGAUGAGAUGGAAAGAAAGCUGCAAGAUCCAGCAUUCGUCACCUUUGCUGUUCUCCUAACAGUUGUUGCCCUGGUGCUGAUUUUUGCUGUGGCUCCAAGGAGAGGGCAGACAAACAUCCUGGUUUACGUUUUGAUCUGCUCGCUCAUCGGGGCUUUCUCUGUCUCCUCUGUGAAAGGCCUGGGCAUUGCCAUGAAGCAGCUGCUGGAGCAGAAGCCAGUUUAUCGCCAUCCACUGGUCUACCUCUUGGUGGGUGUCUUGGUGCUCUCAGUCAGCACUCAAAUCCACUAUCUCAACAAAGCCUUAGACGUGUUCAACACCUCUCUAGUGACACCUGUUUACUACGUCUGCUUCACCACCACGGUCGUGACAUGCUCCAUCAUCCUCUUCAAGGAGUGGAGCAGUAUGGACGUGGGUGAUAUCAUUGGAACCCUUAGUGGCUUCUGCAGCAUCAUCAUUGGUAUUUUUCUGCUGCAUGCUUUCAAAAAUACUAACAUCACCUGGAGACAGUUGAUGGCCACCGUGGCUAAGGAACCAUCACAACCUCACCAUGAGGAUGAGACCUGUCACACUCUACUGGAGAGCAUGGAAGACCCUGCUUUGGUACAUGAGGAGGACAAUGUUUUAUUCAGCCAGCACAGCUCUCAAGCAACCUUCAUCACUGAAGCAUCAUGAAUCACAGAAUUAUUGAGGCUGCAAAAGACCUCUGAGAUCAUCAAGUGCAGCCCAUGACCUAACACCACCACAUCAGCUAAACCAUGCCACCAAGUGCAUGAACUCGUGGUGUCCCCCAGGGAUCAGUGUUGGGCCCCAUCCUGUUCAAU